AUGGGGCUUUGCAGAUGUCCACAACGCAAAGUGUCGACUUUAUUUUGUUUUAAACAUCACGUUAAUGUUUGUGAAUCAUGCCUUGUUAGUGAACAUCCACAAUGUAUUGUUCGUUCUUACAUAUCAUGGUUACAAGAUAAUGAUUAUGAUCCAAAUUGUACUUUAUGUCAUCGUUCAUUAAGUGAUAUUGAUGAAGAGACAAUACGACUUAUUUGUUUUGACUUAUUUCAUUGGUCAUGUCUUGAUCAAUAUUGUCGCUCAUUCCCAUCACAUACAGCUCCCGAUGGUUACACAUGUCCAACUUGUCAUGCAUGUAUUUUUCCACCAUCCAAUCUUGUUUCGCCUGUUGCUGAUCAAGUUCGAAGAAGAUUUGCAUCAACUAAUUGGGCAGCACGAUUGCCAAUGAUAUCAUCAUCGAAUGAAUCAACAGUAGAGGAAGAUAAACAACAAUUAUUAACAGAAACAGAAAAAAAUGGAUAUGUUAUUGUUAAUCCAACUACGACUAGUGGAAAUAAAACACUAGUAGGAACCAGUGGCUUAUCACAUCAUCCAAAUCGAGCUACUGAUACGACUCAGCAAUCUACGUCGGUAACAAUAAAAGCAGGAGAAAGUGAUCCAGAUGACGAGGAUAAAUAUAAACGUCGUAGUGUUUUUACAUGGUUUGCUCGAUGGUUACGUUCUCGACAAACAACAAAUCGAAAAAAAACUGCGCUUAACCAAACAUCAAUAUCACACACUCGCUAUAUAAUUUACUUGAUACUUAUAAUUUUAUUUGUUUUCAUUACAAUUAUGACUGUUUUAUAUAAUAUAACUCGAGGUGACAAUAAUGAAUAUGUAAAUCGAAAUGAUGAUCCACAACAUAAUCCAUUUAAUAAUCCGUUCAUUCAUGUUGCUGGUCGAUUUAUGAGAAAAACCGUUAAAGAUCCAAAUUUACCGAACGAUCAGCCAAAAUAA
Molecule: messenger RNA, 954 nt
Organism: Rotaria socialis
Lineage: Eukaryota; Metazoa; Rotifera; Eurotatoria; Philodinida; Philodinidae
Source: the annotation of a GenBank genome assembly